Molecule: messenger RNA, 1966 nt
Organism: Pimephales promelas (fathead minnow)
Lineage: Eukaryota; Metazoa; Chordata; Actinopteri; Cypriniformes; Leuciscidae
Gene: dusp11
Product: dual specificity phosphatase 11 (RNA/RNP complex 1-interacting)
Biological process (GO): protein dephosphorylation
Molecular function (GO): polynucleotide 5'-phosphatase activity
Source: RefSeq, a predicted model, not a curated record
GAGCGGCAGCAGCGCCUGCAGUCACGAGCAGAGGAAUUACGUCAGAGGUGUUGGCCACGCGAGUCUGUAACGUGGAAGAAGAAUUUAUCACAGAGUGUAUGGCAUUGUAAAGCAGCUGCUGUGAAGAUAUGUAUUCAAAGAAAAAUGGCAUUCCUGACAGAUGGACAGACUAUACUGCAGUGGGUAAACGGAUACCUGGAACACGCUUCAUCGCCUUCAAAGUACCUUUAAAACAGUCUUUUAGAUGGCGUUUAGCACAAUCAGAAGUAUUUGAACCAUUUGAUCUUGUUCAUAUGUUGGAGAAGGAAGAACAAGAACUGGGUCUCAUCAUCGAUCUGACCUUCACGACACGUUACUACACAGUAGUGGAUUUGCCAAACACGCUGCACCACCUGAAGAUCUUCACAGCAGGGCAUGAAGUGCCAAACAAUGCCACGAUUCUCAGCUUCAAGAAGGCCGUCAGACAUUUUCUGCAUAACAAUGAAAACAACGAUAAGCUGAUUGGUGUUCAUUGCACACAUGGUUUGAAUCGCACUGGCUAUUUAAUAUGUCGAUACCUAAUUGAUGUUGAUGGGAUGAAGCCCCAAAAAGCAAUUAAUUUGUUUAAUGCAUCAAGAGGACACUCAAUUGAGAGGCAGAACUAUCUAGAUGACCUGAGGAAUGGGCCCAAGAGAAGUAACGAGGGAAUGGAGAAACCAGACCAAGAACCCUCCCAGGGACUAGCAAACGAGACGCGACAUGAGGCCCCUCAUCGUCGAAGGGAACAGCAUAACCAUGAUCCUCCUUACAACGGACGAGGAUUUCACCAAGGUCGCAGGAAUCCCCCUCAAUUUUUUAAUGCAGAAGUGGAGGAACCAAACAACGAACUCUUCCAGGGACUUGCAAACGAGACACGACAUGAGGCCCCUCAUCAUCGAAGGGAACAGCAUAACCAUGAUCCUCCUUUCAAUGGACGAGAAUCUCACAGGAAUCCCCAGCAUCAAUUUUUCCCAUUUCAACAGAGCAACAACAUGACGUCGUUCAGAGCACCUGAGCCAAUGUCCUUCCGUCCGCCUCUGUUUCCUCAUCCACCCCCGGGCGUGAGACUAACGAGACCCGGUUUUCCCAACCAGAGUGUCAGAGGAUUCUACUUCAGUCCUUCAACCCCAUAUCAGCCUCCACAUCGUGGGCCACGCUACGACCCAUAUGCCCCUCCUGACAGAUCGACAAGACCUCAAGGGCCUCACCGGAAACCUCGACACAAAGAUAGGACUCCUCGCUGAAGUGGAGACUUCAUCUGGUCAACCCAAUCUGCUGGACUGUGCUGUCAAUGUUAAACCAUUCUCUCUGUGAAGGAACUGUGCUUAUUCUUUAAAGAGUAAAUGGAUGUGGUCUCUCAAUGAGCUUGACUAUUUUUUAUUUUUUUUAUUGGACUCCGCUAGCUUACAAUAUUUUAAGUUUUUUUUUAGAUCUUAUCUGUUAACUUAUCUCAAGUUAUCUGUUAUUUGGUCAUUUUAUUUAGCAGAUCUAAAUCAUACACAAAAAAAAAUCAAUGACUGCUACAUAUCUUUAAUCCAUUUAAACAAAGCCCUGUUUAACUUGUAUUUAUAUUCUCAGAAGUAAACCAUUGUUUUUAGUGUUAAAUGGGCUUUCUUUUAUUAUUUUUUUUUUAAUUGUUUUCAUUUCAUGACCUGACAGUUUGUGGCUUUGACUUUGACUUUUGACUUUUGCUACAAUUGGACAUCAGCACCAUUUCUUAAGAGUUUAAUUAAAUGAAAUAUUAAACAUUAUUUCAAGUGCAAUUACAUUUGUUUUAUAAUUUCCCUUAUAUUUUACAUAUUUUAUUAAGUACAUUUUUUUAUCUGCUAAAGUAUUCUCUAGCUGAUGUAUGGUCCAUUAUUUAGGCUACAAUUCUACUGGUCAGAUGAUCUCAUUAUUCUGUGAGAACCAUGUUGAGGUCAAAUUAAUAAAAGGCUUAUUUGCUCAA